UUCAUACGGUCAAUGGCGUACGGUUGGGUUAGAUCGCAUCGUGGUCGUGCAAGAUUGCAGCAUCCGGUAGUUAGAAUAACAACCUGCCGAAAUCUCCAAAGAUUGUCCGCGUGAUCGUUGCUCCCCGCCGGGAGUUCCAACUCCAUUAGUCAAAAUAGAUAUUCAGCCGCAGAUGUUCCCCGGCGCAUGAUACUAGUGUCCGUGACACGUACGUGAUUGAGGUUGAAUUUUCCGCACGCUAAGCGCCUUUUCCUGGUCAGUCUGAGGACGUGACGGACAGCCCGUGUCGUCGUGUGCAGUGAAGCGGGCCGGGCAGCGUGGGCGUGAGGUGCGCCAUAUUGGAAAAUAAAAACCUCUGCCCUGAGCGCGAAACGUGGACAGCGGCACGGUGAGACAGAUCCGCAGAAUCAUCAUCACCAACACUAACCAACCAACGCCUAGUAGCCGAAUUCUGACCGAUUUGUGUCGGUGUUUUUGUUUGCGAAUUCUGUGAUCCACAAAUCGUGCGUAAGAGGCAAGGAUCACGGGCCAAGAAACAACGAAGUUAGUUGCAGUUUGCAGCGACGUUUGCGAAUGGUCGUUGCAACACAACGGUUGGCAAUUAUGCUGACGAACAGCAAGGCUGUCAAAAUCACCAACAACGAUUAGGUGCGUAAAGUUACGAAAAUUCUUCCCGGAAAUUGCAUUUUGCUUGGAAGCAGUUAGUUUCGAUAAAUGACGAAGGUCUCUGUACUACGACAUACGACGCAUCUUCGCUCCCGUGGGACGUCUCCCUAUCCGUAUCUCUAAGCGAGCAGAACAGCGUAUCAUCACCACCACACUGCCGGUGUGUGUGGCUAAAAAUAGUGGAAACGAAGUAUUUUUACCAUCUAACAUCAUAUAUUGAAGGUGGUGGUAGAGCGAGGCCAGCGCGAAAAGGGGAGUCAGAAGAUCCCACGGAAAAUAAGGUGUUGCGACGCCCUUUCGGUCGGGAGGGAAAUUGGGACAAGAAUCCCGGCAGGCUGUUGUGUUGGUGUUUCACCUGAGCAGCGCUUCCACCGGGCGUGUGUUUAUGAAUUGUGUAUUGAAUAUUAUUGUGAAUUUCCGUGAUCGCGUACGAAGCAACUCCCUCUGGCGGUGUGAUUUAUUAUUCUGCUUACCCUGUGUUGUGCUGAUAUAGUGUUUGGUGAGUGAACGUGAAACAGUGUGUAAACAACUGCAUCAAAUCGACAUUUUCCUCCGGCAUACGAAGCGCGAACCACCGUUCAUGUGCACACUUGCCACUUCGGUGACGACUCCGGGCCUCGGCACUGGACGGAUCGGGCUGGAUGCGAUCCAACCGCGACAGGGCAGCACGGAAAGUGCGGCCAGCGGAGAUUCGGACAAUGGUGGAGGGGGCGUUUAUGAUUCGCCGGUCUGUACAUCGGCGGCAACUGCUGCGCUACAAUGGUACUAUCUGGCGAACUUGGACGCACAUUCGAGCGAGUCAUUACAGAGCUCGAAACUGUUCUCUCCUGCCUAUUGGAACGGAUCUGAUACAUUCGCGCCAUCCUCACUGUCCAAUGAAGCGUUUAAAGGCGAUCGGGAUCAAAGGGACGACUGUGACUCACCGCUGCUUGCCGAAGAACUCGCGGAACUGUGUGACCAGUUCGACGAUCUGGGGCUCUUCGAGUUAACUUCCAGAGCUCGUCCGAAUCAGCUGGAGGUGGACCAUUUUGCGGGAUAUGGAAGGGCUUCCCUUGGCGGUUAUGGUAGAAGCAUUUCGCCUAACGCUUCGAUACAUCAACUCCAUCAUCACCAUCACCAUGUGAAGCACCUUCAGCAGCAGCAGCAGCAACAGCAGCAUCACCACGAGUUGCCAUUGACAAGACCACAGCAUCAACAGCACGCCUAUCACCAUCAACCACUGCCGUUAACGAACCACCAUUAUCCACCCGCGUACGGAGGACAUCACCCGUUGCCGUUACAUAAUGGAGCCUCGGAGCAUCAGCAUCUGCAGAAUGGAAACCAUAAGUACAGCAAGGUGCCCCCGGCCAACUAUCUCUGCCAUCUGUGCUUCAAGAAGGGUCACUAUAUCAGAGAUUGCCCACAGGCACGCCCGAAAGCGGAAGGGAAAACACCGUACCAGGGUAAGAAGCGCUGCUUCGGCGAGUACAAGUGUCCCAAGUGCAAGCGAAAGUGGAUGUCGGGCAAUUCGUGGGCAAACCACGGCCAGGAGUGCAUCAAGUGUCACAUCAAUGUCUAUCCACACAAGCAGCGCCCAUUGGAGAAACCGGACGGGCUGGAUGUGUCGGACCAAUCGAAAGUCCACCCGCAGAUGCUGUGCGAAAAGUGCAAAACGUUGGGUUACUACUGCCGAAGGAUCCAGUAGCCAUCUUGGGCCGCGUGCUUGAUAGAACACGUGCCCCAACUCACGGAAAGCGGAGGCAGGAGUACGGAGACUCGGUUUUUGAUACUAAUUUUUUUACAUUAACAUAGUUGCAAAUAGUUUUACAGGGCAGGUUAAACUGCUUCCAUCUACUUCCCGAACAUAUGCAUACACGAGGCACUGGAACCGAAUUCCACAUAUCUGUAAAUAAUGGGCUGGUGUGUGGCCAAUAUGCCAAUUGUUUUGAAGCAUCUCGACACGCAAAGCUCAAACUCAUUCGAAAAAGAAAUAACAAAGCCGAACCCAAUUCGAAACACUUCCCAUACUUCUUCCGUGCGCACAGUUUACCGUGCACGGAGACGGAAAUGGGCAAGAUUUGCAAGCAUAAUUUGUAUUAUUUUAUUGUAAACCCUCGAAGCAGAAAGUAACAAAACUGCCAGCGAACUGUUUUUGGUAAAAAAAAAACGUCUCGAUCUCGUGUACAAUUUGGUAUGAACAAAAACAGAAGAUGAUAAUGAUGCGCAGCAUAUUAAGCGUUUGUUUGGCAAAACACAAACGAAAUGCAUUCGUUUUCAAUAAAUAAAUCGA
Messenger RNA from Anopheles moucheti, 2935 nucleotides. RefSeq lists its product as uncharacterized. The transcript has 5 exons. Lineage: Eukaryota; Metazoa; Arthropoda; Insecta; Diptera; Culicidae. The coding region runs from base 1247 to 2350 and encodes 367 amino acids. Gene Ontology annotation, molecular function: zinc ion binding; nucleic acid binding. The record is from RefSeq and is a predicted model, not a curated record.